AUGACCACACUGACCUCAACUGCAGCAUGCACCAGGCGUCCACUCUCAAAACUGCAGGAGAACAUCAAGUGGGCCCGGAUGAAAAUCAAGACAAGUAAAUCUCGAAUCUCCAUAGUCAAGGGACAGCUUAAAGAUGUGAGGUUUUGCAUUGGAGAUGACCCGAUACCAACAGUCUCUGAACUUCCGGUCAAAAGCCUUGGUAGAUGCACUGGACUCUAUGGCAAAGGGGUCUUGGAGUUGCCCAUCACAAGUCGAAAGGAGGAGUACAAGUGUGAUAAAGUAAGACUGCAGAUGACACUGAAGGACUCAAAAGACCAGACCGUCGGCAAUGCUGCACCUCCAGAACUGGUGGUCGAUGAAGUGCGCAGGCAGGAGAAGACUGCGAGAAGCACAAAGGCUGUCUCUCUUGUUAAACAGGGGCAAUGGAUGCAAUGGGAAGGCCUUGAGAGGAGAAAGAUCAACUGGAGUGAGCUAUGGCAAAUGGAAGAAAUCAACAUCAGGUUCAUAAUGAGAUCUGUGUAUGAUGUAUCGCCAAAAAACCUGCAUCAGUGGUAUGUAGAGGAUCCAACCUGCCCCCUCUGUCCAGCUCCAGCAACUCUCAGGCAUAUCCUGACUGGUUGCAAGACCAGCCUCACACAAGGCCGAUACACCUGGAGGCGCAAUCAAGUCCUCAAGAGCUUGGCUGUUGCAGUUGAGAUCAAGAGGACGGCCACCAACUCCUUACCCCUGGGCAAAGCAAUCCGUUAAAAAACAACGUUCAUCCAGAAAGGACAGGAAAAGCCCAGAAAGACUCCUACAAAGACAGAAACUGGUCAUCUAGCAAUGGCCCGGGACUGGAAGAUGCUUGUUGAUAUUGGCCAGCAACUCAGUUUUCCACAUGAAAUUGCCUCGACCAACCUCAGGCCAGAUAUGGUACUCUGGUCCCCGGCUCAAAGAGCUGUGUACAUAAUAGAACUCACAAUCCCAUGGGAGAACUCUGUUGAGGAGGCCUGUGGACGCAAGAAGUUGCGAUAUUGUGGCUUCUUCAACCAUCAAGUUACUGAAGGAACUUGGGAUCCAUGGACAGGCUCAGAGCAGUUUCUGAAGCAGCUGAAAGAGGCAGCCAAUGCCUAUGGAUGA
Messenger RNA from Chelmon rostratus (copperband butterflyfish), 1119 nucleotides. RefSeq lists its product as uncharacterized. NCBI's taxonomy places the organism in Eukaryota, Metazoa, Chordata, Actinopteri, Chaetodontiformes, Chaetodontidae. The record is from RefSeq and is a predicted model, not a curated record.